UGUGUAUAUAUAUGUAUAUUCUUAUCUAACUUUCUCACUCAAACCUAUCUUUCAUUGUCUCUAUACUUUUUAUCCUCUCUUUGGUUUUUUUCUCUUCUCUUGCAUCUCUACCUUGCUCUCACCACAAGGUAAAGGGGGAGAUGGCAGAGUGUAAUAGAGAAGACUAUUUCCUUGCCAAUGACGUUGAGUCAACAUCCGCCGGCAAGAAGUAUGGUGGGCUUGUCCCAAAGAAAAAGCCUUUGAUAUCCAAAGAUAAUGAAAGGGCAUUUUUUGAUUCAGCAGACUGGGCAUUAUGCAAGCAAGGUGCUGGAGUGAAUCAACAAUCUACAGCAGCCGUAGAGACUCUGCGACCAAAACUAAAGAGAACUCCACAUCAGCAGCUUCCCCCAAGAAGACCAGCAUGCACAUCUGGUUGAUGUAAAUUGGGAGAGAAGAUUCAAUAAUUGGCACAAGGAUUUGCUCAUGAGUCAAUUUUAUAAAUGUCAUGAUGUUCCAAAUGGUCUGAUGUAUAUUACGAUUAAUUCACUUGAUACUUUUGAUUAUUGGAAGUUAAAUAAAGAGUGUAGCUUU
Trifolium pratense (red clover) is the source of this 570-nucleotide messenger RNA. RefSeq lists its product as uncharacterized. The transcript has 7 exons. Bases 141 to 416 code for a protein of 91 amino acids. NCBI's taxonomy places the organism in Eukaryota, Viridiplantae, Streptophyta, Magnoliopsida, Fabales, Fabaceae. The record is from RefSeq and is a predicted model, not a curated record.